Messenger RNA from Pomacea canaliculata, 1762 nucleotides. Its product is annotated as vacuolar protein-sorting-associated protein 25-like. The transcript has 7 exons. Gene Ontology annotation, molecular function: structural molecule activity; protein homodimerization activity. Gene Ontology annotation, biological process: protein transport to vacuole involved in ubiquitin-dependent protein catabolic process via the multivesicular body sorting pathway. NCBI's taxonomy places the organism in Eukaryota, Metazoa, Mollusca, Gastropoda, Architaenioglossa, Ampullariidae. The coding region runs from base 22 to 537 and encodes 171 amino acids. Gene Ontology annotation, cellular component: ESCRT II complex. The record is from RefSeq and is a predicted model, not a curated record.
AGCAUCCCCUGCGAUACUAAAAUGGCGGCUUUCGAGUGGCCCUGGCAGUAUAAGUUCCCACCAUUCUUUACAAUACAACCAAAUUUGGAGACUCGGAAGAAACAGCUGGAAGCUUGGUGUUCUUUGGUACUUUCUUAUCAGCGACAUUCAAAGAGUUACAAUUUAGAUGUUACAGAGGCACAGAACUCAGAACUUUUCCACAAUAAGGCCAUUAGUAGGAAGUUGUCAGUUGAUGCAAUAUAUACAGUCCUAGAUGAACUAAGAAAAAGAGGUCAUAUAGAAUGGCAGGACAAGAUGAAAAAGCAGUGUUUAGUCAUGUGGAGGACACCAGAAGAGUGGGGAAAAUUAAUCUACAAUUGGGUAUCAGCUAAUGGAAUGAAUAACACUGUUUGCACAUUUUAUGAACUUACUGAUGGAGAGAAUACUGUUGGUGAAGAAUUUCACGGAAUGGAGAAAUGGUUGCUGGUGAGAGCACUCAAAACUCUGGAGCAAUCUGGUAAAGCUGCCAUCAUGGAAGAAGGAGUCAAGUUUUUCUAGAGAGAAAGGACCAGCAAAACACGAGGGUAUCUGGCAAUUAAGAAAGGCAAAUCAAGACCAUGGGGUUUCUGGGAUGGCUUGCUGGAAAGAAGUUUAUUGUGCAUGGUGUUAGAGGCCUAUUCAAGACCGAUUAAGGAAGACCCUUGUACAGCAGCUGACCGUAUUUUUGAGAUGAACAUUUGAAUUCCUUCAUAGCUGCUGUUAAGAAAGUUAAUGUGGGUAUUAUAAUACAUUGGAAGUUGGAUGAUAUGAGAAGUCUGUCAUUUCUCUUGUUUCAGCACUGUCAUGUUGACUGCCUUCUACUCUCAGAGAAACAAAUCUUUAUGAAUUUUCAGCUCAUCUCUUGGUCUGCUGUAGAUAUUUUUUCCUGCAUGCCUUUGCUCCUUGUCUGUGUCUCGUUUUCUAUCACAGUGGUUUCUGGAAACAACAGAGAUAGCAAACUGGUAUCCUUGUACCUUGUUAAAAAAAGAAGCACUUUGGUCUCAUGACAUGAUAUGGAGCAUUUCGUACAAACAUGCAUGCAUGUCACUAGAUGGCAGCAGAACUCUGCCCCUGGGAUUCAGGUUACCCCAUUUAAAGUUUCAUGUUAAAUGUUAUUCCUAGUAAGAGAGUGAAAGAAACACAAAUUGGGUUUAAAUGACGGAUAUUUUGCAUACUGUAUCACAAAAUAUGUUUUCAUUGCAAAAGAAUAUCAAAACAUAGUGGUCGUCACAUUGUUAUCCCUGUAUAGAUUCAUCUUCAUUCAACAGUGAUUAUCAUGAGGCUGAGGAAGGCUUCAGAAAGAUUGCAGGUUUUAGGGGUCAACUUUCCUUAAACUUUAUAAAAAUUAAAUUUAUAAUGGUGUACUUAUCAUCGGUAAGAAUGUUUUUCAUGGGUGGUUGCAUGUUUUUUUUGAGUUUUAAGUCAUUAUGCAUUUGUGUAUGCCGCUUUGUGGAGACUUUUAACGUAAAUAAAUUGUAUGUGAUUUUUAUAUGCAAUUAAGUCAGUCUUGUUUUUGAAUUAAUAGUUUGUCAGCUGAGGAAACAUCGAUAGUGAUUGCAAAGAUGUAAAAGUGACAGUUUCUUACCGUCAUGUAAGAGAAAUCAAAAAUCAAUUAUAUGUCUGUUUACAUUUUGGUAGUGUAACUGAGUGGUUUGUGGGGUCACGGUCACAGUAAGCAAACGUUUCCCCUAACAACAAGAGAGCCAGCAGAUGUUCUACUCUUGAUUAAAUGGGCUCAAAAAAU